Molecule: messenger RNA, 2584 nt
Organism: Poecilia latipinna (sailfin molly)
Lineage: Eukaryota; Metazoa; Chordata; Actinopteri; Cyprinodontiformes; Poeciliidae
Product: mothers against decapentaplegic homolog 6-like
Exons: 4
Coding region: 703-2223 (506 amino acids)
Biological process (GO): cell differentiation; SMAD protein signal transduction; anatomical structure morphogenesis
Cellular component (GO): heteromeric SMAD protein complex
Molecular function (GO): I-SMAD binding; transcription regulator inhibitor activity
Source: RefSeq, a predicted model, not a curated record
UGCUUGUGUGCGUGCGUGUGUUUGUGUGUGUGCAUGAGUUUACGUCCGAAAAAGACUUGCAUGGGAGUGGAGAGUGGAGUAAUUCCAGCUCUCUUAGAAACAACUUCUCUGCACGGAACCCGUCCGGUAGUUUGGCACCGGAGCGCCCGGACGUCUCUGCUGUAUCCCGGGACAGUGGCAAAAAAGUUGCGGCGUCCGGCGACUUAUAGGAACGGGAUUUCCAGGGCUGUGAGGAUUUAUUUAAGGAGUGAAGGAGGAGAGCUUUUAUUAUUAUUAUUAUUUGCAACUCAAUGCAAAACUCUAGAAAACUUUGGGUGCUUGCUUCUGAAGGUGUUUGUUACUGAUGUAAACUGAUGCUGUCUGACUAUGUUUUGCGGACUGUGCGCUAGAUCACCCGAGAGUUGGAGAGUUGAAGGUUUUGUCGGGCGGCUGGCGAAAGUUUUGGCUUAUUUGAGUCGGCGACAGCAGUUCACUGGGCAGUGACUGUGUGCAAGCCUUCUUCGGAAAGCCGAUGAUGUUCAGCGUCUGAGUUGAACUUUCGGAUGCUGCAGGCGAGCAGGGAAACCGCGACCACCGGCUGCGCAUGUGGUGCGCACCGUGCUCAAACUCCCCGUCUUUGGAAACAAACGUAAAUCGAUGCGGCAUCCCCAGAGAGGCGGACGGGACCGACGGGACUCAUCCAAAACUGUCUAGGUUUGUCGUAUGUUCAAGUCGAAACGCUCCGGUCUUGUUCGGCGACUCUGGAGAAGCCGUCUGGUCACCGAGAGCGACGGGCGGGAUGGAGGCAGACGAGGCGAGGCGGCACGGCACGGUCACUCGGGAAGGCUCCACAGACACGAGCAGAGGUCGGUGACACGCAGUGACGCUGUGCCGGGACUCUCCGCAGAGGCUGGAGACAUGACGGAGACCAUUGAGAGGGACGAAGAGGAGCAAUCCGACGACGACCGGGGUGUCAUGUGCGUCGCGGGACGCAGGAGCUCCUUGCCGGAGCAGGAGGGCGACGGGAGAACUGUGACGUGCUGUUUGUUUGGGGAGUGGGAUCUUAGACCACGGAGCUCCUACUGGGCCCUGAGGAAAGACGCGGGGGCCCCUUGCCAGUGCGCACCCAGGCGCACCGGGCUCGAGGAGGACUUAGCGAGUACCGCUCACGCUUUUUUGAAAAGACUCAAAGACAGAUCUCUUGAUGCUCUGGUGAAGGCUGUGGAGACCAAAGGAGGGGUGCCAGGCGAGUGCGUCACCGUGCCGAGAACCGAUCUGCGGCUCGGCGGUCACCACGUCUCCCCCCAGUAUCUGUUGUGUCGGCUGUUUCGCUGGAGCGACCUGCCGCUGUCAGCCCGACUCAAGGCGCUGUGCCACUGCCAGAGCUUCGGCUCCGGAGACAGCGCAAAGGUGUGCUGCAACCCCUAUCACUACAGCCGGCUGUGCGGGCCAGAAUCACCUCCUCCUCCAUAUUCUCAGUCCCGUUCAGAUGAACACAAGCUACUGGACUCAGCUCUGUCUUACACUGAAACUGCAGCCCCCCUCCUUCCCAGUCCGCCCCACAUUAUGCCAAGAGACUACACAGACACUGGUACCUCCAUCGGCUCCUCCACCUCCGGCGGACACCGCUCUCACUGGUGCAGCGUCGCCUACUGGGAGCAGCGGACCCGCGUGGGCCGCCUGUACCCGGCCUACGAGCCCUCACUCAGUAUCUUCUACGACCUACCUCAGGGCACGGGCCUCUGCCUCGGCCAGCUCCACGCCAACGCCUACCGCAGCCGCCACGAGGACCCGAGCAUCCACGCCGCAUCGGACCCUUACCGGCACCACAGCCACGGAAGAGGAGGGAGAUCGGGAGGCAACGGCAGCGGCAGCGGCGGCAAUGUACAACAGAUUCGCAGUAAAAUCGGUUUCGGCAUCGUGCUGAGUCGCGAGGCCGACGGCGUGUGGGUCUACAACCGCAGCCAGCACCCGGUGUUCGUCCACUCGCCCACUCUGGACCUGCCGAGCGCUCGUGGGCUGAGCGUGAGGAGGGUGAUGCCUGGUUUCUCCCUCAAGGUGUUUGACUUUGAGUGUUCUAGCUGGAUGACAGAGCACGGCGUGAAGCCAGAGACUCAGGAAGGGCCCUGGGACCCCCACAGCAUCCGGAUCAGUUUCGCUAAGGGUUGGGGCCCCUGCUACUCCAGACAGUUCAUCACCUCCUGCCCCUGCUGGCUGGAGGUGCUGCUCAACACCCACAGAUAGCACACCGACACGGCCCGACUCACAGGAAGCAACCAGACUCACUACCCCAAUUGUAAUCUACCUAGAUUUAAUAUAAAUUUAUAUAUUAUAUAAAAUAUAUUUUACAUGUAAAUACUUGAGUCAUUUUUACGAUGCAAUUAUUUAUGUAUAGUGUAAUGUGUAUAUUGUCAACAUAAAAAGGAACAAGAAUAUGCACUUUGAUUCUAUAUAUGCAUUACAGCCUUUCAGUGUCUUUUGUUUUUUCAAACCUAAACUGUAAAAGUGACAAACUUGGUUUAUGUUCUCAAUAUUUUUCAAUUCCAUUAAAAUAUUUGCAUCACACAAACACACACACAUUGUCAAUAAAGUAUUUGUAUUAAAU